ACUCAACGACUCUUUGCGUGUUGGCAGAUUUCGUUUGCUGUUUGAAGCAGCAUGAUGAACUUUAAUCCGCGCUCAAUUCCGCCAGCGACGCGGUAUUUGCUCCUGGCCUCUGUCUUUCUGUUCCUGGUCGGCCUUCUGCUCCCUCCAGAGUACCUGGCACUGAUACCCGGCUCGUCUGUCUUUUGGGUUUGGACGUUUUUGACAGCUGGUUUUUGGGAGGGGAACAUUAUUGCUUUAUUGAUAAACGGCGCCGGCCUUUUGCUUGGCGGAAAAUAUUUUGAGCAUGCCUGGGGAUCGAGGGAGUUUCUUAAGUAUGUGCUCAUUGUCAACACUGGGGCAUACGCGGGGGUAUUCUUUGCAACGGUCGUAGAGUACGCUGUGACCAUGAAUUCAAGUUGGCUGUUUGAGUCGCAAGCGAGCGGACUCGCCGCUUUACUGGCUGGCUUUAUUGUAUCUUUCAAGCAGGCAGUGCCGGAGCAUUCCAUCAAACUGUUUAAUGCCAUAUCCAUCCGGGCCAAGUACCUUCCGUCGAUCUACGUACUUGUCAACUUUGUCCUCUUCGUUGUCCGUAUCAUUCACGUCCACUUUUUCGUGGUGCUCUUUGGGACUCUCGUGUCUUGGACAUACUCCCGAUUCUAUAAAAGACACGAAGGAAUGAGAGGAGAUCGCAGUGAGACGUUUUCAUUUGCCAGCUUUUGGCCGGAUUUCAUGCAGCCUUUUAUCAAGCCUCUUUCAAAUACCAUAUUCAAGCUCUUUGUAUCAUUGAAAUUGUGUUCACCAAUUGGGCCUCAACUACCCACAACAGUGUUUGAUGGAGAAGGUGGGUCGAAGGUAGCACCCUUGCCAGGAACGGAAGCGGCUGAUGCAGAGCGCAGGAGAGCGCUUGCAUUGCGAGCGUUGGAUAUGCGACUGGCUGAAACAGUCACUUCGCCCACUGCAGGGGCGUCCGGUGGAACAAACACACCAAAUCGAGCAGUAAGCCCAAGUCCCGCCCCGGCGAGCCCUUCAAACCCGUAGUGAAAAACCCGGCGUUGAUGUAUAAAGUGUUCGUAGAAAUUAUUAUAUUACUGUACAAACAUCGCAAGGACACCUGAUGUAUCUGGUGAAAUAGAACUACGCAUUUGCUUGCAAUUGUU
Spizellomyces punctatus DAOM BR117 is the source of this 1136-nucleotide messenger RNA. RefSeq lists its product as uncharacterized. Gene Ontology annotation, biological process: retrograde vesicle-mediated transport, Golgi to endoplasmic reticulum. NCBI's taxonomy places the organism in Eukaryota, Fungi, Chytridiomycota, Chytridiomycetes, Spizellomycetales, Spizellomycetaceae. The transcript is spliced from 9 exons. The record is from RefSeq and is a predicted model, not a curated record. Bases 52 to 1017 code for a protein of 321 amino acids. Gene Ontology annotation, cellular component: membrane; Golgi apparatus.